Messenger RNA from Penicillium verhagenii, 2283 nucleotides. Its product is annotated as transcription factor domain-containing protein. NCBI's taxonomy places the organism in Eukaryota, Fungi, Ascomycota, Eurotiomycetes, Eurotiales, Aspergillaceae. Bases 1 to 2283 code for a protein of 760 amino acids. The record is from RefSeq and is a predicted model, not a curated record. The transcript is spliced from 7 exons. Gene Ontology annotation, molecular function: DNA binding; zinc ion binding; DNA-binding transcription factor activity, RNA polymerase II-specific. Gene Ontology annotation, biological process: regulation of DNA-templated transcription; DNA-templated transcription.
AUGGAUCAUCGAAAACGAGCCGCUCGAGCAUGUGAUGAAUGCCGGCGUUUGAAAGAGAAGUGUGAAGGUGGAGCCCCCUGCAGACGAUGUUCUCAUUAUCAGCGACAAUGUGAGUUCAAGGGGUUAAUGGCGAGGACACGUGAGUUCCGCACAUAUGUACCGCGGGAGCGAUUGGGGAAGUCCGAUCUCCAGGAACACUUUGAGCGCUCCAAAUACAUGGAACGAAUAUUGAAACGAGUUGUUGAAGGAAUAAGACUUGAUACAAAGAGCCUGGCUAAACUGGCUGAUACACUUGAUGCCGAUGCGUCAGAACCAAAAGAAGUUGAGGAGCUGGUAAUAGAUGAUGAAGCCUGCACGAUGGAACCUGUUGGAGAUACGGUUACGCACUUUUCUGGAGAAUUUUCAUAUUGGAAUUUCUCCAUGCGCGUCAAAGAUCACAUUCAGAAACAGAUGGAAGGACUAGGAAACAGGGAUCUGCAUGAAUCAAAUCAAGAAGAGGAAUGGCCACGCGCCCGCCAUCUGCGACCAGGACGCGCUCAUCUCUCAGCAGCAAUAUCAUGUUGUCCUCCGCGUCAAAUCGCAGAUUUCUUGGCAAGAACUUUCUUCAAGUAUGCAGAAACGCAUUAUUUCUUUGUUGAUCAGACUUGGCUUUUUGAAAAGAUGAAUAUGCUUUAUAGCGAUCAAGGCACUUUUACCAAUAAAGGUGGUGAAGUCACUAUUAGCAUUAUCCUCAUGAUUUUUGCCAUUGGCACACAAUAUGCCCAUCUAGAAUCCUCGGCACAGAAUCCGUCAGGCUCCACAGACUCGGCUUUUGCUGAGGAGGAUAUUGGCACGACAUUUUAUCAGCAAGCCAUUCGCUUAUUGCCGGAAAUCAUCGAACAUUCGUCUGUUGAAAGUGUUCAGGCAUGCUUGCUUUUUGGCUACUAUGCGCUUCCCGUCGAUGCUUCUGGGCUGGGGUAUAUUUACAUCAAUAUUGCCAUCAGAUUAGCUAUGCAGAAUGGCUUACAUCGAAAGUGCAAGGCUGAUGCUUUCGGUGCGAGGAUGAUUGAGACAAGGAAUCGUGUUUGGUGGACUGCAUAUCUUAUAGAAAGAAAAAUAUCCAUAUUUCAUGGUCGGCCCUUGUCAAUGGUCCGGGCUGAUGUCGACACUAGUAUACCUCUUCAUCAACCGACAUUGGAAUUGGGUGACUCUCGGGCUAGUGUUGCGCGUGCGGAGGCUUCACUUCAACUGAUUCACUUUCUAGAGGACAUUUUCAAUGAAGUAUCCAUUCUUCGGAGCUGUCAAAAGCAGCAAAUACCGAAAAUUAUGAAGAAUCUGUCAGCCCACAAACUGGCAUUGAAAUCUUGGUGGAAGUCCCUCCCUGAAGAAGUAUUGGUUGAAAGAAGUCGAUCAACAGCGCAUGUUCGGUCCAUAAUGCAUUUGCGACUGGAGUACUGCUUGGUCCGAAUGUUUAUCGGACGACCAUUCCUGCUCAAAAGAGAGACUUCGGCCUCAAUGGGUACAUCUCCACACUCGGAGACCAGUCCUUUUGAAACUCAUGCAGCCAGUGAUAGUGGGCUCCAGAAACCCCCCUCUAGUCGCAAGAACCUUAUUGAGGAUUGCAUUGAGGCUGCGACAGAAGCAUUGGGAAUUUGUCAAGAUCUGAAAGACAACGGAGCCGGUCUAGCACGAGCCUCAUACAUCGAGUAUAGCUCAUGCCGAGCAUCCUUGCUUGUAUUAAUUGCUUACUCGAUACAGAACUUCUCAGAGCAAUUUCGUAAAUUACUCUACAGUGGUCUGGGUAUGAUUCGAGAAAUGUCUGCAGCCGGAGAGUCCGCCCGCUAUGAGGUGGCCCUAAUUGAAACACUUGAGCGUGCCCUUGCUCGUUUGCAUACUGGCGCACAACAGUCUGAACAAACUGAAGAUAUGCUUGAACCCGAGACGGCUGUUUCUGAUUAUGAGCUCUUCAAGCAUUGGGGUGCAAGGUUCCGAGAAGCACCGGUCAUUGAUACAUCUGGGAGCACAACAAGCGUUCCAGCUCGCCAGAUUAGAGCACCUCCAACUUCGAGCCAAAUUUGUAUCAAUGAUAAUAUGGAACAAAUGGAUUGUCCAGAAACAUCAUUCGAUAAAGAUUUUGACACUGGAAUAUUUGGAGCUUUUGAUUCGAUGAUAGGCAUGACUAUGUUUGGCACCGAAAAUUCCUCUCCAUCAGCAGCAUGGCCGACUUGGACAGAAACCCAAGUUCUGGAGCAAUUCUUAACCAAUCCCGAUUUUGGGGGAGCCCAUGGAACGACCUCGGGAUAG